This is a messenger RNA of Closterium sp. Naga37s-1, 522 nucleotides long. The record is from the annotation of a GenBank genome assembly. NCBI's taxonomy places the organism in Eukaryota, Viridiplantae, Streptophyta, Zygnematophyceae, Desmidiales, Closteriaceae.
AUGCCUCCUAAGUGGGGUUCCGCCGGGGCAGCAGCGGCGAACACGGAGCUUGUGCUGCUGCUGUACAUCACGCCUAGCGCACCGGGCAGCAGCAUCUUCGUGCAGGUGAACCUGUUUCCCCUUCCUGCAGAGGAGGCCGCGGCAAACACGAGCUUGGUGCUGCUGCUGUACAUCACGCCCAGCGCACCGGGCAGCAGCAUCGUCGUGCAUGUGAACCUGUUCCCCUUCCUGCAGAGGAAGGCCGCGGCGAACACGAGCUUGGUGCUUGCUGCUGUACAUCACGCCCAGCGCGCCGGGCAGCAGCAUCGUCGUGCAGGUGAACCUGGCGAUUCCUACUUCCUGCACUGCCAGGAGCGAGUGCUGGCAGGAGAGGGAGCAGCAGAUGGAGGAGGCGCGGGCGAGCAAGGGCGGGGCACAGCAGGGGGGGAGGUGCGGCGGAGGGUGGGCGAAAGUGAAGCGGGGGGCGCAAGGGGUUGUGAGGGGGAGCGCGUGGAGGGCGUUUUACAUGCCACCCAACGCUGA